AUGGGCCUUUCCAAGACGCAGAGAAUCAUUGUCCUGCUGGUCAUAGACAGUGCAUUCUUCCUGGUUGAACUUAUUGUUGGCUAUGCCGUCCAUUCGUUGGCCCUAGUGGCGGAUUCCUUUCACAUGUUGAACGAUGUUUUAUCCCUUUGUGUCGGCUUAUGGGCCGUUCGUGUGGCGAAUACUGGAAGCUCAAAGAUGUACACAUAUGGAUGGCAACGAGCCGAGACCUUGGGUGCCUUGGUCAACGGGGUCUUUUUGGUCGCCCUUUGUUUGUCCAUUUUCCUCGAGGCGAUCCAGCGAUUUGUCGAACCACAAGUUGUGACAAACCCGAAACUCGUCCUGAUCGUCGGUUGCUUGGGACUAGCUUCCAACAUUCUGGGGCUCUUCCUCUUCCACGACCACAGUCACGCCCAUGGCGCAGAAGACUCUCCACAUGACGGCGAUCCGAUAAGAGUGGCCGAGGAAGGCCAUACACACACUCAUGAUGAGGAAACAACCGCUGUGGCAGACGAGACUGGCCCUGUCGAAGAUGUCCUUCCACAAGUGCGCGUCGCUGGUUAUCAGGGCUCGGAGAGAAAAGGCUUCACCACCUCCGAUGAAGACAACACCACUAUCUCUGCCAUAUCCUCACACCUGCCACACGGUAGAUCUUUUGCUAAUGGCGGCGAGGUCCACAGUCGUCAUCGUCGCAGAACGUCGGGGUCACUUGUUCGAGGCUUCGGAUCAGUUGAUAACCUUCACAUCCAUCCAGCCUCCUUUCGACAGGAUAUUAUCCAAGCGGCGCGUCUGGAAGAACAAUCGGAGUCGUCUUCGGCAGAGGAGGAAGCCCUGCUAGACGAGGACUCGCCAAACGAACGAUCGAGGAUUUUUGCAGAUAACAACGCUUCGUCUGCUAAGGGCUACGGGGGCGUCGGCAAACGGGUUAGCCAGGACUAUAGUCACUCUGCACACAAUCACACUCAACCCAAGGACGGUUCGGCCAAGGGCCACGGACAUGGUCAUGGCCAUGACCUGAACAUGCGAGGCGUCUUUCUCCAUGUUCUCGGCGACGCUCUUGGAAAUAUCGGUGUCAUUGCCUCUGCACUCAUAAUCUGGCAAGCUACGUUCCCUGCUCGAUACUACUUCGACCCGGGCAUUUCGCUCGUCAUCACCGUCAUCAUCCUCUACAGUGCGAUUCCACUCUGCAAAGCAGCAAGCCGAAUCCUGCUCCAAGCAGUUCCUGUGGGUAUCUCCAUUGACGAGAUUACUCAAGAUAUUGAAGCGCUUCCACAUGUCAUCGAAGCCCAUCAUCUCCACGUUUGGCAGCUCAGUGAUACGAAGCUUGUCGCCAGUCUGCAUGUUAAGGUGGACUGUGUUGCGCAUGGCGUCGGGUCUGCUAGUUACAUGCACCUGGCCCGCGAGAUCCGAAAAUGCCUGCACGCUUAUGGCAUCCACAGCUCCACCAUCCAGCCCGAGUUCUACACCGAUCGCAUUGACUCCCCAGGUGGCUCGACUGCCAUUACCAGUGGCUCGGCCACUGGACAGCUGAGCCCAAAGGCCGUUGGUAGUAGGAGUGCCAGUGUUCGAAGCCAUGAAACAGGGUGCCUCCUUGAUUGUGGUGAUAAAUGCGCCGGGAAUAAACUGUGUUGCCCGACGGAUGCCAGCGGGAGGAGUCAAAAACCAUGA
Molecule: messenger RNA, 1665 nt
Organism: Capronia epimyces CBS 606.96
Lineage: Eukaryota; Fungi; Ascomycota; Eurotiomycetes; Chaetothyriales; Herpotrichiellaceae
Product: CDF family cation efflux system protein
Exons: 2
Coding region: 1-1665 (554 amino acids)
Biological process (GO): zinc ion transmembrane transport; intracellular zinc ion homeostasis
Cellular component (GO): membrane
Molecular function (GO): zinc ion transmembrane transporter activity
Source: RefSeq, a predicted model, not a curated record